Messenger RNA from Saccostrea cuccullata (small rock oyster), 1592 nucleotides. RefSeq lists its product as uncharacterized. Lineage: Eukaryota; Metazoa; Mollusca; Bivalvia; Ostreida; Ostreidae. The transcript is spliced from 5 exons. The record is from RefSeq and is a predicted model, not a curated record. Bases 122 to 457 code for a protein of 111 amino acids.
AUAAACACAUACGCGUAUUUAGACAUAAACGAGAGUUAGCUCCCUUUACACAGCAAACUGCAUAUACUGUGAACAUGUCAGUGAAGUAGCUGGGUCCAUUUAGUUACUACAUUUCAACAAAAUGGGGGAUGAAGCAGCUAAAAAUGUGGUGGAACCAGCCUACUUGUGUGAUGAGAAGAAGAAGGAUGGGUUUGUCCAUGUGAUUGUCAGUGCUAAGGAUCUGAAAACCAGCAGAACACUGAAGGGGAUCAAAAUCAUCAAAAAGGCAGAAAACGCAGAAGUUAAUGCAACAUUUGAAGAAAGAUCAUUUGAUCUCACAGUGAAAGGGAAGGACAGUGGAAAACUAAAAUUACAGGUUGAAGAUGGCAGAGUAAUACUUUAUCUGAAUAAACUGGAAAAUAAAUCCUGGUAUCCAGAAUUAGAAUCGGGGCUGGAGACUGAAGAAGAGGAAGGUUAGAUCUGUAUCAGGUCCAAAAUUUGAAGAAAAUAAACCUCUGUUCUAAGUCAUCUAGUAACUGACGGUGAAUUAAGACUGUUAAAAUGGACAUUGACUUGUUAGAACAUGCUUAUCUUCCACUGCCUUUAGUUCCUUGUUUCAAUGUUUUAUACUAUUGUUUUUGGUUUUAUUAAUAUCAACUUAUGAAAUGGUUAUAAAUAUGAUAUUAUAUUAAUGUUGCUGCUGUUUAUAGUCACUGUACCAGUAUUUUAUGCUGUUAAGAGGUUGUCUUUAAAAAAAAAUGUUUUACAUGUACAUGUAUCUACAUUUGUUAGUUGUUCUUAAAGGUUGUUGAAAAUUUAUGACUUGGUUACUAAAGAUGAGACUUCAAAGAUGUUUGUAUUUUUCUUUUAAAUUGUACCAAGGAUAUAUAAUAGUCAUCUGUUUCUGUAAUGUUUUUGAAUUCAAAUGUUAUAUACUACAUACAGAGAGAUUUUCAUUCCUUUUACAGUCAUCUCAAGUGAGCAAAUUUAAAAUGGGGCAAGCUAAAAAAAGGUGAACUCUUUAAUACAACUGUGUGUGGACAAAUUUAAAAUGAGGCAAACUCAUCUGCAGGUAUGAAAGGGCAAAAUAACAAGGAGCAAAUUAAUCAUCCAUGCAGUUUUUAUAAUUUGUUUUGAAUUCUAGCUCUUCAUGUAAAUACACAUUUCCUAGACUCCACUAUAUGAAUUACACAUAUAAACUCAAGAAAUUGUUUUGAUAAUUCUCUGUAUCAAAUUGAAUGAUGUUCUUAUCAAGCAAACAACACCUUGUAUGAUGAUGUCUUUGCUACCAUCAGAAAUUUGUUUACAAGUUUUGUUGUAAAUUAAUGCUGAAGUAAUUUUGUUUUAUGUUGUACAAGACUACAGCAUUUUUAGCUCAUUUAAGCCACUCAAAUGAGAUUUUUGUCAGAACAAACUUUGAUCUGCAUUAUUCUAGCUAACUGGUUUAAAUUUCAUCUCUGGUUUAUGAGGUCUUCAGUAUUAGCAAAGUUAUUUACAUAAGUUGGGUGGCCAAAGGGUAUUCUUUUACUUUUUGAUACUUUUUUUUAAUUUUGCAAGAAAAUAUUUUAUAAUUACAUAUAUAAGAAGUGCAAUAAAGUAUCAAGUAGUUUCAA